Molecule: messenger RNA, 753 nt
Organism: Cornus florida
Lineage: Eukaryota; Viridiplantae; Streptophyta; Magnoliopsida; Cornales; Cornaceae
Exons: 2
Coding region: 1-753 (250 amino acids)
Source: RefSeq, a predicted model, not a curated record
AUGGAUAUCCCUUCAGGCUUCAAGGGAAAUUUGAGCAGCAACAGGAGUCAAGGGGAUCAUACUCUCUUUAGUAAACACUCGGACGCAGGGGGAGUUAAGGCUCUUUUGGUAUAUGUCGAUGACAUAAUUGUGAUAGGAAAUGAUGAGAAGGAGAAGGAAGCCCUGAGAAAAUUCUUAAUCAAAGAAUUUGAGAUAAAAAAACUAGGAAGAUUGAAGUACUUCCUGGGAAUUGAAUUAGCCCAUUCAAGAGAAGGCAUUUUCAUUUCACAACAGAAAUAUGUAACUGAUCUUUUAAGGGAGACGGGGAAGCCAGCAUGUAAACCAAGCUCCACACCAAUCGAUCCAAAUCACAAACUCGAGGAAGCAAGUGAAGAUCCAGCCGUUGACAAGGAACAAUACCAGAGAUUAGUAGGGAAACUUAUAUACCUUGCUCACACAAGGCCAUACAUUGCAUAUACCGUGAGCGUGGUUAGCCAAUUUAUGCACAACCUAAGAGAAGUUCACCUACAUGCAGUCUACAGAGUACUACAUUAUCUAAAAACUAGUCUUGGCAAGGAAAUUUUAUUGAAAAGGAACACUGGAUUAGUCUUGGAGGUAUACACUAAUGCAGAUUAUGCAUGCUUACCUAUUGAUAGAUGUUCCACCACGAGUUAUUGUACUUUCCUUGGAGGCAACCUUGUAACAUGGAGAAGUAAGAAACAAAAUGUGGUAGCUAGAUCGAGUGCGGAGGCAGAGUUUAGAGCAAUGGCUUAG